AUGAUAGAGGCCAAGGAUACAUUGGGAGACACGCCCUUGCAUUUAGCGUGUGAAAAUGGACACGUUGACAUUAUCUCCUUGCUAUUGAAUCAGAAUGCUGAGCUUUUAAAAGCCAAGGGACAGGAUGGAUGGACGCCAUUGCACACCUCCUGCGCACAUGAGCAGACGGAUGUGACACGAGUGUUGCUGGAGGAUUUCAGUGCCAAUGCAAAUGCUCAGGAGGAACGAGAUGGGGCCACGCCAUUGCAUUUGGCAACUUGUAACAAUAAGCUGGAGAUUGUGCGGCUAUUGCUAGAUCAUGGUGAUGCAAAUGCCGAAUCCAAGACGAACGACGACUCGACACCGUUGCAUGAAUCAUGCAGAUGGAAUCACUUGGGGCUUUGCCGAUUAUUGUUCGACCACAAUGCUAACGUGGAAGCAGUGGAUCACAAGGGAUGGACACCGUUGUAUUUGACUUGUAAAUAUAGGUGCUUCCAAGUAGCAGAUGAGUUGGUGCCAGCACAAUUGCCAAGACGUUUGAUGGGAGGGCAUCAUUGUCAUUGGCAUGUGAAGAUUCCAGUUGGGAACUGA
Messenger RNA from Cylindrotheca closterium, 570 nucleotides. NCBI's taxonomy places the organism in Eukaryota, Bacillariophyta, Bacillariophyceae, Bacillariales, Bacillariaceae. The record is from the annotation of a GenBank genome assembly.